GUUGCCACGGUGACAACCCCCCACAACGAGGACGAGGACAACGACUGUCUCCCUGGUGUGAAGGAGCAGGAGGAGCAGAGAGGCCAGGAUGGCGGCUCUCUAGCCCAGGGAGGAGGGCCUUUGGUGGGGAAGGCUUGCCAGGCGAGCAGGGGGCCCAGGCCCAUGGCUCCCCUGUGGAAGGCCAUGCUGUCUAAAAGCAGCCCUCUGUACAGAGACUCUCUGUUCUCCUUCUCUCUGUGGGAGAGCCGGGUCCAGGAGAGAGAACUGGCCCUGUAUAGAAAACACACUGAAAGAGAGAGAAGGGCCCUGCACAGGCAGAUGGAAAAGUAAGGCAGAAAGAAGCAUACAUUUAUUUUUGUAGUAAAGUGAGAGUGAUAGUAAUAGCUAACUGUGUACUAUACAGCAAGUCCUUCAGAAGAGAAGCCGGUGUGUGUGUGUGUGUGUAUGUGUGUAGAGGGAUCAGCCUGGGACAGGUUUAGAUUGGUGAGUUGACCUUCACUCAGGGUGCUGCAAUCAAUUCAUUCAUUCAGCUGAGGGGGAAUAGCCUGUGUGUGUGUGUGUGUGUGUGUGUGUGUGUCUAUCACGUUCUCUUUGUUAUGAUUACAUGUAUGCAUCGCACAUGUUUGUCUCGUGUCCAAACUUACCAUAUAUGAUCUUGAGUUAAUGUGCCAGUCAGUGGUCACCUACUGUAUGUGUCUGUGUUGAUCCCUGCCUGUCUGUGUCUCUGUGUCUGUGCUGAUCCCUGCCUGUCUGUGUCUCUGUGGCUGUGUUGAUCCCUGCCUGUCUGUGUCUCUGUGUCUGUGCUGAUCCCUGCCUGUCUGUGUCUCUGUGUCUGUGUCGAUCCCUGCCUGUCUGUGUCUCUGUGUCUAUGUCGAUCCCUGUCUGUCUGUGUCUGUGGGCAGUAAGCAGCUUCAGGAAGGAUCAGAUCACCAAGCCUCUUUCUCUGUCUGUACAGGACAGAACAGGACAGCUAAUAGCUUAAUCAUGCUUUGUUUUCUGCAUCUGUUAGCAUUCGGUGGUGGUGUGACAAUGCAGAAACUGCUUACUGUACAUCUUGACAUCUCUGCUACUGAAAAGCCUAGAGAGCAGGUGUAUGGUCAUACGUUUGCAAGGACAAGAUCACUGAGUGUCUCCCUCUUUGUUUGUGUACAGGCUGAGUAAGGAGCUCCAACAGAAGGAUAAGGUGAUCGAGUCUCUCCGUGCCAAACUCACCCAGCAUCAGCCUCGUUCUGACACACCAUACAGUAGCCACGCCCUCUCUGACACCACCGACCAAUCAGAUCACAUCUCCUUUGUGUCCGAUGAGCAGGGCUCCACCAAUGAGGACCUGGAGCUGUGCUCAGACAUUGACGCAGCCAGCGAGUAUGGCCAGAAGGACAGAGGUGCCUCCACUAGAGCCAGUACAGGUAAAUGUGACCCACCUGGAUUCGGUCCUAUGUAGCAACAUUUGAAAUUGUGUUUUUUAUAUUGGAUUAAAGUAGAGACUCAGAGCUAGAAAAUAGUAUAUCAUACACUGCAGUUAAGGAUCAAUAGGAAAGUAAUUCUGCUUUGAAAGUUGAUAAACCUGUAACUCCACGUUUGACAAAAUGGUCCUUGAAUGUUUUGGUACACCUACUGGAGAGCUCUUCUUUGUCUACACCAUUCAGCAUCGUUCACACCCACUUAAGCCUUAGCCCCACCCAUCUCUUUAAGGAUUCACAUGUGAGGCCAUGUGCUAAACAAAUCAAAUCAAAUUUUAUUUGUCACAUACACGUGAUUAGCAGAUGUUAUUGCGGGUGUAGAGAAAAGCUUGUGCUUCUAGCUCCGACAGUGCAGUAAUAUCUAACAAUUUCACAACAUAUACCCAAUACAAACAAAACUAGUAAGGAAUGGAAUUUAAGAAUAUACACAUAUAUGGACAAGCAAUGACAGAGCGGCAUGGACUAAGAUACAGUAUAAUAUUAUAGAAUAGAAUGCAGUAUAUACAUAUGAGAUGAGUAGUGCAAGAUAUGAUAACAUUAUUAAAGUGACUAGUGUUCCAUUUCUUAAAGUGGCCAGUGAUUUCAAUAGGCAGCAGCAGCCUCUAAUGUGCUAGUGAUGGCUAUUUAACAGUCUGAUGGCCUUAAGAUAGAAGCUGUUUUUCAUUCUCUCGGUCCCAGCUUUGAUGCACCUGUACUGACCUCGCAUUCUGGAUGAUAGCGGGGUGAACAGGCUGUGGCUCGGGUGGUUGAUGUCCUUGAUGAUCUUUUUGGCCUUCCUGUGACAUCGGGUGCUGUAUGUGUCUUGGAGGGCGGGUAGUUUGCCCCCGGUAAUGCGUUCGGCAGACCGCACCACCCUCUGGAGAGCCAUGCGGUUGUGGGUGGUGCAGUUGCCAUACCAGGCGGUGAUACAGCCCGACAGGAUGCUCUCAAUUGUGCAUCUGUAAAAGUUUGUGAGGGUUUUAGGUGCCAAGCCGAAUGUCUUCAGCCUCCUGAGGUUCAGCCUCCUCAACUUUCAAACAGAGUAAUUAGUGUAGUAAACAACCAAAGAUAUCAAGACUAAAAAGUGUAAAAGUAGUAGCCUACAAUAAGGAAAAACUCCACGUAAAAUUACACUUUAUCUAGUCCUUGGCCUAUAUCCUAAUCUGACUUUGGUGCAGGUCAUGUUGUUCUUCACAUUACCGUCUCUGGUAAACACACACUAUAUCAAAUAAAAUCUAAGUUUAUUUGUCACAUGCACAGGAUACAGAAGGUGUAAACGGUACAGUGAAAUGGUUACUUGCAUAUUUGCAUAGUAGCAAUAUCAAAAACAGAAAGUGUCCAGAUAAUUAUUAGAUGACGCUUACCCAGACAUUAUGCUAUAACCACCCCCCAGCCACAUCUAGCAAAGUAGAUGGGUCACUAUUGUCUAGACAUGUACACAUGUUCAUGAAAUACAAUAGAUGGCCGUAAUCACCCCCAGACACACCUGGCUAACUUGAUGGGUCAUGUAGUCAUCUGGUGCAGUGGAGUCUUUUGUUUAAACAUGUAGCUAGCUAGCUAGCUAAACAAUGAACCGACAUAAUCUCAACUCAUACUACUAACAAUACAAACUGAUUGUCAUAGCUGUAGUAUGAAUCUGCAGGUAGCUAAAGCUAACCAACUAGGUUCAAUGUUAGCUAGCUAGCUAACAUUAGGCUAUAACUAGCAAUCCAAAUGGAUUUCUGAUUUGAAUAAUAUUACUACACAGGUCAUACAUGUAACGAUAGCAGGGAGCCAGCAAGCUAAUGUUUGCUAGCUAGCGAACAGUACGCUUUAACUUGCAAUGAAAUGACUUUCUGACAAAAUUAGAAACGUAUAAUAUCUGAAAAUGUAACUAGACUCUUUCCCGUAUACAUGGAUGAACGCUUCAUGGCAGACUGGAACCAUUUAACUGUUUUAUUUAACUUGUUUGUUCAGCGUUGUGUCAAGACACUCUGGUUCACACUGACCAUGGCGUGUGCAAAAAGUAGCCCAUCACAACUUUUUCCAACUGAUCUGUCGAUAGCACCUUCUAAAUUCAGGGCAUCAAUGUUGUUGAGAAAAGUAGCACAACUUUUGUAGUUCUCGAUGGCUAAUGUUAUAUCUUUCAAAAAAGCCGCAGUAGAAAGGAUUAUCAACACAUACUGAGCAGCUCACGUUAUAGAUAGAAGCAUGCUACAUGGCAGACCAAUUCAAACUCAAAUCCCGGCAUGUCCAGCCCAUCCAUUGUCUUAGCCAAUCAUGGCUAGCGGGAAGAUUCCUGUCUUUUUCUGUGGCUAAACCAACUAGGCUCAUAAUUUACAUUUUUUGUUCGUAUUUACAGAUGGAAUACAAGUUUGUUAUUUAGGCACAUGAAAGUUCACAUGUUCCAGAUGGCAUUUCCACCCAAAAACGCAUUUUGAUUAAAAAAUGUAGUUUAAAUGCCUCUCCUGUGAAGUAGUGACGUGCGACAUAUGCCUAGCUUCCUGAAACGGGUCACAAAUGGUCACACACAUACACACACACACAUACACACACACACACAUACACACACACACACACACACACACAGAUGACUGCACAUCCAUAUUUGUAAUGCAUGACCAACAGUGAACAACUCAUCUGUCAUUUUUUCAUUCCUCAUCUCUGUUUCAUUUCAGAUUCUCACUGUAACAGUGUCCCCAUAUCACGUCACCCCUCCAUCCCUCCUUCCACCACUUCAUCCCACGGACACCAGUCUUCCAUCAGCUGUCCCAGCCUGCAGCGGUCAGCGGACACACAGACACAGACAGGUAGGCAGACAGACAGACAGACAGGGAGAGUUUCACUGGAUCCACAUACUGUUCUUGUCAUAUCAUGUCCAGACAUUGAAGUGUUUUGUUCCCUCAUACCUCUUCCUGUAUCCCUGUCCUCUCUUCUCUCUGUCCUCUCUUCUUCUCUCUGUCCUCUCUUCUUCUCUCUGUCCUCUCCUUUCUCUCUGUCCUCAUCUGUAUUUCUCCUCCGUACCUCCAGGCCUCUAUAGUGGACCAUUGUCCAGUUCCCUCCCCACCCCUCAUCAGCCCCAGUCCCAUCCCCAUCCCCAUCCCCUCUACCACCCCGACCUCUCCUCUCAGAGAGCCCCCCUGCCCUUUGACCCCCAGACUGCAACCCUGCGACCCCGUUACCAUGGAAGCAGGCCCGGGGCCUUCUCCCUGGCAGAGGUUCACCAGGAGCUGCAGAUGUUACAGAGACAGCUGGGAGAUACUGAGCGUGCGUCACUCUGCACCCAUGUGUGUGUAGCAUGGAGUGACUAAAUUAGUCUCUCUUUAAACACAUCACGUAAUUACAUGAGGUUAUACGCUCUAAAAUGGACCCUGUAUUAGUAAUAGUGUAAUUUGGCAUGGGGAUACUAGUAGUUGAAAUGGCAAUAUGAACACAGGAUUUAAGGUCCAGAUACAUUGAUUAGCUCACAUAAGUUUGCAUUGAUUACCUGUAUGUACACUAAGUGAGUUUCAUAUUCAAAGCUCUGAACUCUGUCUCCUGGCAGUAAUCUCCUUCUCCAGACUAGCAUGCUAACCCACCGCCCAUCAGGUUUUUCCUCUGAAAUCUAUCCUGUCAGUAAUGUCCUCCUCCAGACUAGCAUGCUAACCCACCGCCCAUCAGAUUCUUCCUCUGAAAUCUGUCCUGGCAGUAAUGUCCUCUUCCAGACUAGCAUGCUAACCCACCACCCAUCAGGUUGUUCCUCUGAACUCUGUCGCCUGGCAGUAAUGUCAAGCGGACUGCACGUGUAAUGUCCUGUUGAGAUCCAGACUAGCGUGAUUAAAUGUGUGAGUGUGCGUGCUAACUUGUGCGUGCUAACCGACCACUCAUCUCGCUCUUCAUCUGAAUGGGGUAGGACGUGUGACAGUGCUGUCUCUAGGCUCUCGGAACAUGGAGGGAAGAGAGAAGGAGAGGGAGGAAAGAGAGGGGGGAAAGAGAGGGAGGAAAGCGAGAGAGGAAAGAGAGAGAGGGAAGAGAGGGGGGGAAGAGAGAGGGGAGAGGGAAGAGAGAGAGGGGAGAGAGGGAGGGGAGAGAGGGAGGGGAGAGAGGGAGGGAAGAGAGGGAGGGAAGAGGGAAGAGCGAGAGGGAAGAGCAAGGCUGUGUUAGUGUUCUGACUCUCUGUUGAGGCUGUGUUAGUGUUCUGACUCUCUCUGACUCUCUGACUCAUCUAUCUCACAACAAGCUGCCUGGCACGCUAACAUUGGGUUUUUCUCUAUUUCUUACUGCAGGUUUUGCCGUUCCUUCAGCCAAGCCGUUUGGUGGCUUCCCCAUAUCGGCUCACCCCCACCCCCAACCCCAGACAGACCCCUCCAGUUACCUGCCCCAGCCUCUGUCCUACCACACCUUCCACCCCGCUGGUCUGAACGCUAGCCUCAACGCUAGCCCUGCCAUGAAGGCAGGCGCCAGUCUCCUGGAGAGUAGUGCAAUGUGGGACAUGGCCUACGGUGCUCGGUCAGUGAGAGUUGGCGCUGCUGAUUUGUCAUCAGGGUCGUCAGGGUACCAAUCUGGUACCAGCCAUACAGGUGUGUGUAUGUUUGAGUUUUAAUGAGAUUAUAUGUGUGUGUAUGUGUGUGUGUCCUACCUGUAAUGAGUUUACAGAUCGUACCACGCAUAUCCCAGAUGAUAUGCAUAAUACAUGUACAUAUUACCUCAAUUACCUCGACUAACCGGUGCCCCCGCACAUUGACUCUGUGCCGGUACCCUCUGUAUAUAGCCUCCCUACUGUUCUUACAUCGACUAACACAUUGACUCUGUACCGGUACCCCCUGUAUAUAGCCUCCCUAUUGUUAUUUUACUACUUGUGUCAUGCACAAAGUAGAUGUCCUAACCGACUUGCCAAAACAAAAAAAUGAUGUCAUGGCUUUAGAAGCUUCUGAUAGGCUAAUUGAAAUCAUUUGAGUCAAUUUGAGGUGUACCUGUGGAUAUAUUUCAAGGCCUACCUUCAAACUCAGUGCCUCUUUGGUUGACAUCAUUGGAAAACCAAAAGAAAUCAGCCAAGAUCUCAGAAAAAAAAUUGUAGACCUCCACAAGUCUAGUUCAUCCUUGGGAGCAAUUUCCAAACGCCUGAAGGUACCACAUUAAUCUUUACAAACAAUAGUACGCAAGUAUAAACACCAUGGGACCACUUAGCCGUCAUACCGCUCAGGAAGGAGACGGACGCAUUCUGUCUCCUAGAGAUGAACGUACUUUGGUGCGAAAAGUGCAAAUCAAUCCCAGAACAACAGCAAAGGACCUUGUGAAGAUGCUGGAGGAAACAGGUACAAAAGUAUCUAUAUCCACAGUAAAACGAGUCCUAUAUCGACAUAACCUGAAAGGCCGCUCAGCAAGGAAGAAGUCACUGCUCCAAAACCGCUAUAAAAAAGCCAGACUACGUUUUGCAACUGCACAUGGGGACAAAGAUCGUACUUUUGGGAGAAAUGUCCUCUGGUCUGAUGAAACAAAAAUAGAACUGUUUGGCCAUAAUGACCAUCGUUAUGUUUGGAGGAAAAAGGGGGUGCUUGCAAGCCGAACAACACCAUCCCAACCGUGAAGCACGGGGGUGGCAGCAUCAUGCUGUGGGGGUGCUUUGCUGCAGGAGGGACUGGUGCACUUCACAAAAUAGAUGGCAUCAUGAGGAAGGAAAAUUAUGUGGAUAUAUUGAAGCAACAUCUCAAGACAUCAGUCAGGAAGUUAAAGCUUGGUCGCAAAUGGGUCUUCCAAAUGGACAAUAAUCCCAAGCAUACUUCCAAAGUUAUGGCUUAAGGACAGCAAAGUCAAGGUAUUGGAGUGGCCAUCACUAAGCCCUGACCUCAAUCCUAUAGAAAAUGUGUGGGCAGAACUGAAAAAGCGUGUGCGAGCAAGGAGGCCUACAAACCUGACUCAGUUACACCAGCUCUGUCAGGAGGAAUGGGCCAAAAUUCACCCAUUUUAUUGUGGGAAGCUUGUGGAAGGCUACCCGAAACGUUUGACCCAAGUUAAACAUUUUAAGGCAAUGCUAUCAAAUACUAAUUGAGUGUAUGUAAACUUCUGACCCACUGGGAAUGUGAUGAAAGAAAUAAAAGCUGAAAUAAUUAAUUCUCUCCACUAUUAUUCUGACAUUUUAUAUUCUUAAUAUAAAUUGGUGAUCCUAACUGACCUAAGACAGGGAAUUCUUACUAGGAUUAAAUGUCAGGAAUUGUGAAAAACUGAGUUUAAAUGUAUUUGGCUAAGUUGUGUGUAAACUUCUGACUUCAACUGUAUUUUAUACACGUUUUUUUAUGUUGUGAAAUGUAAACAGUAUUUUGAUGUGUACGCUGUGUGUUCCUGUGCAGGUUCUGACCUGAUGAACGAGCACCUGAGAGAGAUCAGGAGUCUACGUCAACGCCUGGAGGAUUCCAUUCAGACCAACGACCGCCUCCGACAGCAGCUGGAGGAUAGACUGGCCAACCAAGCCAGAGAUAAAGGUAUUAACUAGACCACCAUCACACCUGCUGUCUCAAACCAGGAACAUAUAUUCUACACACCCAAAUUGUCUACCUGUACUAAGUAAGUGUUGGCAGUCACUGUGUCAAAAGGCAUUAGUGAAAUGUACUGUUCCUCUUCCUCAUCUUCCUCCUCCUCAUCUUCCUCCUCCUCCUCCUCCUCCUCCUCCCCCCUCCUCCUCCUCCUUCUCUUCCUCAGGUGCUCCCACCAACAUCUACAUCCAGGGCUUGGACUCUGUCAGCCAGCUGUCCAGUGAGAUCCGAGUUCUGAAAGCGGAGAACCUCAGCCUGCAGGCCCGACUCCAACAGGCCAGCAGAGGUAACCAACCGCCUAGCUCCUAGUACUCUCAAUGCUGCCUAAUAUACUACCCAACACACUUCUGCUCUGUAGCUCAGAUGGUAGUGCAUCGCGCUUGCAAUACCAAUGGGUUUGAUUCCCAGGACCACCCAUACGUAAAAUGUAAGUCACUUUGGAUAAAAGCGUCUGCUAAAUGACAUACUGUAUAUUACACACACUGAGAAGAGAAUGAGGACUAUUGAGUCUCAUUAUAUUAUACAACGGGUGGGUCUAAUCCUGAAUGCUGAUUGGUUAAAACCGCAUUCCAGCCGGUGUCUAUUCCACAAGUUACCACCGGCUAAAGCUAUGACGUUAAAAUGCCUAUUUACUCUGUUCCAUCUGACUGCGCAAUCCACUGUUUCAUCAGCCCAGCCAGGCAAUUUAUAAACUUGAUCUCCACUAUAAAAAGCAUCUAGACAUCAUCUCACAUUUCCUUUAGACUAGCAUUUAGUUUUCAACAGCGGAGAUUUGUAUAAACUUUGCUGUCUGUCUCGCUGAUAACAUUGUUUUAAUAUUCAAAUUUGAUCUCCAGCUGUCGCAUAGUAAUGAACGGGUCGGGAGUCGGGAUGAGACAGACAGGCAGCUUUUCUCAGCCAGUCGAAAUCAUGAAUAUGCAUAAUUUUUAUGGAUAUUGUGAUGUCACGAGAGGCUGUGUCCUGGAGGGACGUUACAUCCCCCUGAGGUGGCUGCAAACCCAGACAGCUAUGGCUCCAUCUGCUGGUAUGGUCGGGAACUCCACCCCUCUAUGGCCAAUCUUCCCACGCAGCUGAAACAAAUGAGGAGCUGAUGAGCUGAAGGUUUUGUGAAGGGAAGAGACACACUGAGAGAGUGUGUGGGUGGUGAAGAAACACAGUCUCCAACCUGGGCUCUCUGGAGGACAAGAGUGCUGCACGUCCACUUCCAGGAGGAAUAUAAGGAUUUGGAGACACUUACCUUUGGGAAAUACUCACCUGUGGAUAUAUGCACCUGUGGAAAUACGUGAGAGACAUUUGGAAGGACUUUUUGCUGGGUUGGCCACUAGCUGCAACGUGGACUACAGUAAGGCUGGGGAAAAGUUAUCUGAGCGAGUGAGAAUUAUGAUUUUGGAUGUGGAAGAGACAUCCCUGAACUGUUAACCCUUAAAGAGCCACAAGAGAACAGACUUUUGUUAUAUUUUCGUUAAUUUCCCAAGACCUAUAAUAAAAUCCUUGGUUUGUUUGAACCUUGUCUCCUUGCACUACUUGAGCAACCCCGCUGAAAGCUGUGUAGCCUCUCGUGACGUCACAGAUGGUGGAGAACACGGGCAAGCUCAAGCGUUAAUAGUGCAUGUCAGAGGAGGAUACCGAAGGUUUGAUCACCCAGUUUUCCAAGUUGGCCGUAGGCUCCCCGCCGACUGAAAUGGAGGACAUGUUGAAAGCCCUUGUUGCUGGCCAGCAAGCCCAGAUGCAAGCAAACGUGGCUCUCUGGGAGGAGCAAAAGAAAGCCAACCUUCUGAAGGCAGAGGAAUUGCAGUUGCAGAGACAGAGGGUUGUCCAAAAUACCCGCCCAAUAAAGGCAAGUGACUUUAUAUCUAAGAUGGGAGCUACCGAUGACAUUGAGGCAUACCUGCAUGCAUUUGAGGCCACGGCCACUAGGGAAGCCUGGCCCAAGCAACAGUGGGUUGGUCUGUUAGCCCCCUUUCUAACUGGGGAAUCGCUGAAUGCUGUCCGGGACCUGGGCCCUGACCAGGUUACUGACUAUGAUGCCCUGAAGUCUGAGAUCCUCAGCAGAUAUGGACUCACAAAGUUUGGUAUGGCCCAGCGCUUUCACAGCUGGACCUUCCAACCAGACCAACCUCCUCGGGCGCAGAUGCAUGAACUUGUCCGAAUCGCAAGGAAAUGGCUGGAUCCGCAGAGGAAUACAGCAGCGGCGGUGGUGGAGGCCGUUGUGGUGGAUCGUUACCUACGCGCCCUGCCUUAUGAGGCAAAACGGUUCAUCAGUCAACAGGCCUUGACCACGGCGGAUCUGACCGUGGAAGCUGUGGAAAAGUACCAGGCCACAGCGGAGAUGCUGAAUGCUUCCCGAAAGGACCCCAAGGUCUCGAACCCAGCCACGUCAGGACUUAUCCCGGCUCCAGGGGGAGCCAGAAACCAGGCGGGUCCAAGAAGAGUACACCAGGAGGGGGAAACUCGACAGUGUUACCGGUGUGGGGAGAUGGGACAUAUCUCCUGGCAGUGUGGGAAACCAGCCGAUGAACCUAUGCCCACUGCGGAGUCCUCCAGCUCAGCACCCACACACCGUGUUGCCUCGCUCUUGGGAGUCGUAGAUGGCGGCCCAGAUCGACCCCCCACCUGCCCGGUAACUGUGAAUCACCAUGAUGUGGAGGCCUUACUGGAUUCUGGUAGCCGGGCCACCCUGGUGCGUAAGGAUUUGGUGGGCCCAACGUGUCUGACCCCGGGGAAAGUCCUCCCAGUUUCCUGUGUCCAUGGGGACACCAGAGAAUACCCCAUUACUGAACUUACAAUGACCAGCACACUGGGAACCAUACACACGACGGCGGGGGUGGUUGAUUCCCUCCCCGUCCCUGUCCUAAUUGGACGAGACUGCCCAGCCUUUUACCCACUCUGGAGAGAGUCUCAGGAGAGGAUAACCCGAGUACCUCGGAAACGGAGAGGCUCUGAUAGGGAUGGCAGGUGCCCAGACCGACACAGAGACUGGUCCGGAUACGGGAGAAGAGAACGCAGCCCAGGAAAGUGCUCCGUUCUCCAGGGAAGAAGACGUCCCAGGCACCCAAGAGCUUCCCCCUCUCACAGGCCAGUAUGGGCUGGCAAGCACCACGGCAAUGCGGACGCCCUCUCCCGGCGUGAUGCCUUCUUCGCUGCCUUUACCCCGACGAGGACGUCGGUCCCGAGGAGGGGGAUGUGUGAUGUCACGAGAGGCUGUGUCCUGGAGGGACGUUACAUCCCCCUGAGGUGGCUGCAAACCCAGACAGCUAUGGCUCCAUCUGCUGGUAUGGUCGGGAACUCCACCCCUCUAUGGCCAAUCUUCCCACGCAGCUGAAACAAAUGAGGAGCUGAUGAGCUGAAGGUUUUGUGAAGGGAAGAGACACACUGAGAGAGUGUGUGGGUGGUGAAGAAACACAGUCUCCAACCUGGGCUCUCUGGAGGACAAGAGUGCUGCACGUCCACUUCCAGGAGGAAUAUAAGGAUUUGGAGACACUUACCUUUGGGAAAUACUCACCUGUGGAUAUAUGCACCUGUGGAAAUACGUGAGAGACAUUUGGAAGGACUUUUUGCUGGGUUGGCCACUAGCUGCAAUGUGGACUACAGUAAGGCUGGGGAAAAGUUAUCUGAGCGAGUGAGAAUUAUGAUUUUGGAUGUGGAAGAGACAUCCCUGAACUGUUAACCCUUAAAGAGCCACAAGAGAACAGACUUUUGUUAUAUUUUCGUUAAUUUCCCAAGACCUAUAAUAAAAUCCUUGGUUUGUUUGAACCUUGUCUCCUUGCACUACUUGAGCAACCCCGCUGAAAGCUGUGUAGCCUCUCGUGACGUCACAAUAUAUACAAAUAAAUAUAAAUAUAAUAAUAAUGCAGCUAGUUUGCAGUCUUUCCAGCUUCAGUUUGAAGUGAUUGUGUUAGCUGUGUUGUUGGCUAGCUCCUCUGAACAACAGUGUCCUGACGAGAGACCGCACAUUUUCUAUUCCAGGUGAAAUCGCGGAUCAUUAGCUCAUUGUUCUGGAUGGAUCCAAAUAAAUGUCACUAGAAAACAGCUUAAGCGAGGCCACACUGUUUGACGUGACUGUAAGUUAGCCCUAGUUGGCUAGCUAGCAAGCAAGGGAUAAGAACGUUGCCAGCCAGUAUGGCAAUAGAACAUUUAGAACGAACGACUGGAUACAGAACAAAAAUACUUAAUGACUGGGUAGCGUCUCUGGCAACCGAACCGAAAGAACGAACAACCAGCAAGCUUGGGUAGCAACCCUAGAUUUGUGUCGGGACUAUAUCUUGUGGAAGCAUGAAAUAGUAUGAAUAAUUUCAUCAAACAAUUUUUUUGUUGGUAACCGUUGUAUAAAAGUGAUAAUGCCCUCGAAGCCGGUGUUUGGAGGAUAUAUUGGCACAGUUUGCCGGCCCGAGACAAACAACACCCGUGCCAAUAUAUCCUCCAAACUCCAGCUUCUCGGGCAUUAUCACGUAACCAAAUUAUUCCUAGUCAUUUCUGUCUUUAUCUGAGUUCCUCUGUACUCUUCCCCAGAAGGCAGUAAGGAGGUAGAGCAGCUGCGGGAGGCGGUGCUGUUGGGGCGUGCCCGUGUGAAGGAGGCGGAGUUAGAGACAGAGCGGUGGGCGGAGCAGGGCAGGAGGCUGCAGACGCAGACAAAGGCUCAGACCCUGGAGAUCACUCAGCUGAAACAGGACAGGCAGAGCAACCAGGAGGCCAUCAACAGGUAGGAGGAGUGUCUGUGUGUGUCUGUGUUCAUGCAUGCGUGCGUGUGUGUGCAUCUCUGUUGUGUGAUUAUUGUUUUGUUACAUGUGUGGAACUGUGUUGUGUGUGUGUGUGUCUAGGUUGCAGCACGAUGUGAAUGUCCUGCAGCAGCAGUUGUGUGAGAGCCGUGGCCUGGCCCACUCUCUACAGUAUGACCUCCAGAUAUACCACAGAGUGUGUGGUGUCCCCAAGAACACACACACAGGUGAGGGGUCACACUCAUGGGAGUCUGCGCCCUUUGACCACAGGGACCUGCAUGUUCAGCUGGGGCAGCAGUUGACUUCUGGGACACGCCCUCCUGGAGCCAGGAUACAGCUCUUCCACGGUGAGAGAGCGCCACACUGGAAAGCAUUCUGGGAUAGGGUUAACAUGUUACCACUGAUUGAACCACAUUUAUACUGACACAGAACUUAAGUAAGAAUGUGUCUGAAAUUGCACUGUAUUCCCUAUGGACUCCCAAGUGGCGCAGCGGUCUAAGGCACUGCAUCUCAGUGCUUGAGGCGUCACUACAGACCCCCUGGUUCGAUUCCAGGCUGUAUCACAACCGGUCGUGAUUGGGAGUCCCAUAGGUCCAGCGUCGUCCGGGUUUGGCCGGUGUAGGCCGUCAUUGUAAAUAAGAAUUUGUUCUUAACUGACUUGCCUAGUUAAAUAAAAUAAAAAUAUAGUGCACUACUUUUGCCCAGAGCCUUGGACAAAAGUUGUGCACUUUAUAGGGAAUAGGACACCAUGCCAUUUGAGAUUGACCCGUAUCUAACACUCAUUCCCAAUCUUCCUCUCCUGCUCACAGACCCUGCUCUCUCUCCCCCUGUCCGAGACACUGGACUCUUCAACCCUGCUUCCCCUCUCUCCCCCGCACUGGAACCCCAGGAGGUUGACUCUUCUCUGGAGGGCCAGGCUCCAGACGGCUCCUUCGCAAACCGUAAUGGCCGCCACGCUGUGGGCAACGUGGAUGACUUCAGCGCCCUGCAGCAGCAGAUCCUGGAGGGGCGUGUCCUCAUCGGCAAGAUGGAGGCUGCCCUCCAGGCCACCACCAACCACGCCCUGCUGGAGCUCAGCCUGGACAAGGUGAGAGGGGUCAGUUAGUCCAGGGGUUUUCAAACCUCUCCUCGGGGACCCCCAGCCGUUCCAUGUAUUUUAACUAUUCCACAGCCAGCACACUUGAUUCAACUUGUCAACUAAUCAUCAAGCCAUUGACUUGGUGAAUCAGGUGAGCUAGUUCAAGGCUACAACAAAAUUGUGAAACCGAGGAAAGGGUUAAAAACCACUGAGUUAGAGGUUAGAGGAUUCACAGACACCUUACAGAGGAGUUAAUGAUGCUCGACAGUAACUUUUAGAUCCUUGGUUUAAAUUAAACUCAUGCUUCAUCCUAGUAGUGUGGCAUACAGUAUAGCUAGUUGAGCUGAAAAUAUGUUCAACUUUUGUAUUGUUUACCUGUGUUUUAGUUAGAUUAGUUUAGUCUAACUGUCUCUGUGGAUCUCUCUCUCUCCGUGUGCCAGCCUGUGGACCCUGGCUGUGUGAGGCGUCUGUUGACUAGCACUAAGACCCUGAGGCAGAUCCUUGAGGAUGCCAGCUCCCUGCUCAGAAUGUUCUGGAGGGCAGCACUGCCCAGUAGUGAGGGGUCUACUCAGAGCACCAAGAAGGUCAGAAUCCCAUACUCUUUGUUUGUUUGUAAGAGUUAAAUGAAGGGUAUUUUCUUAUGCUGUUAUCGUGUUGUGUGUGUGUGAAUUCACCUAUCAUGUUUGAGAGUGUAUGUAUGCUUUAGUGGUGACUUUUUAAAUGAAUUUGUCACUAGGUGGACUUUCUGAAGUGUGACGGUGUGUUUUAUCUGUCUGUGUGUGUGUCCAGGAGCUGUCUCUAAAGGAGGUCCACUCGAUGCAUCAGCGGAUCUCGGAGCAGGAGGAGGCUUUAAAGGACGCCAUGGAGAGACUGAAGAGCUCCAACCGCACCAAAGACAGCAUGGAACACUUCAUCGUCAGUCAACGUAAGUGACUCCUAUCACUCUCCUCCUCUUGGUCCUAAAUAUAUUUUCUCCUUUAUUUACCUCUCCCCUCCUUCCCUUCCCUGCUCUGUGUUCUUCUUUCUCUCCCCCUGUCCUGUCUUCUCCUUAUAUGCCCAGUCAUGUAUCUUCCCUUUUGUUCAUUCCUUUGUUCAUAAUUUCUCCCCCUCAUUCCUCCCCUCUCUGUAACUCCCAUACUGCACACUGAUGCUGUGGUGACACCUGGGGUUAUGUAAGGACUGAAGGAGCAGAGCAAGGCCUUUUCCUUUCUGUCUCUCUCUGUGUGUGUGUGUGUGUGUCCCUCAGCACAGAUUGUGUGAGGGCCUUGGGAAUUAAUGACUCACUUUUGUGUUUGUAUGUGUGUUGAAGUGAUGGGUGAUAGUCACAGAUGAAUCACAACGGUUUUGUUUCUGAUUGUUUACAGUGUCAAGAACAAAGGAUGUCUUGAAGAAGGCACGGACAAACUUAGAGGUGAGCUCACCCUUUUUACAGGAUCUGACUUAUCUGACUCACACCCUCUAUAAGUCACACCCUCUUAAUGCUGUUAUUCUACUUCUUGAGAAAAAUCCCUGUUAGGUAUUCCAUCUGCUCUCCCCCUUUCUCCAUCUCACCCGGCCUCCUCUCUCACAUGUGCUCUCUCCAUCUACCUCUAUUUCGCUCCCUCUCUCGCUCUUCCUUGAGUUAUUCCAGGAGAACGAGCAGAGAAUGUCCUCCCUUGGCCUCACUUCUUUCCCCACCCCCUCUUCCUCCCAUCACUGGGUUGGUAAA
This is a messenger RNA of Coregonus sp. 'balchen', 15428 nucleotides long. NCBI's taxonomy places the organism in Eukaryota, Metazoa, Chordata, Actinopteri, Salmoniformes, Salmonidae. The record is from the annotation of a GenBank genome assembly.